GCGGGGAGGAGAGGGAGCUGGCGGUGGUGGGGCGGGAGCGGAGCCCGCGCCACAUGUCGUACGCGGUGCAGGGCCGUUUCCUGCGCUCGCUGGCUGCCGCGGGCGACGGCUCGGCCGCGCCAUCGCCGUCCCAGUCCCCUGCCGCGGCGGCGGAGGGCGCCCCGAGGAAGUGGCGGUCCAGGCGGGAGGUCGUCGAUUGGCUCUCUUCUCUCGUUUCCGGUUGUAAUGAUGGGACUUACUCAAUGGCUAAUAGGUUCCAUGGAAAUUCGUAUGAUGACAUUGAUGUUGACUUCGUUGAUGUUGCUGCCUCAAUGGAUGUUUCUACUACUCCAUUAGUUGGGAACAGCUCGAAAGACUUAACAUGGUUAGGUCCUGCAUGGCACUGCCAAAAAAGAUGGAAACACUACAGAUCCUUCUGCCGUAGGGGAAUUACUAUUUCGGUGCAUAAUUUUGUAUACAUCAUGAGCGAAGAGAAGAAGCGACUCAUUGCCUAUGUGGAGGAUCUGUAUGAGGACUCAAAUGCACUCAACAUGGUCAUUGUACGAUGGUUUGACAAAGUUGAUGAGGUUGGUGUUGAAUUGCCCCCAAAUGUUGAUGACAGAGAGAUUUUCUUUUCUCACGGUCUUCAAGAUCUCAAUGUUGAAUGCAUCGAUGGAUUGGCUGCAGUCCUUAGCGCUCAGCACUUCGAGAAGUUCCAGAGUGGCAUGAAACACAGCUAUUGGCAGCCUUACCUUUGCCGCCGUCAGAUCAAUAAUGAUGAUGUCAAACCUUUUGACAUCACGCAGUUGCAAGGGUAUUGGAGCCAGGAAUUGCUUAAGGCCAUGUUUAAUGCAGGUUCUUCUUUAAAGAGGCGUCUUCCUUCUGGUGGGUUCCUUUCGGAUUCUGUAGAUUUGGACCAUAGCCUUCAAAAACAGCUAAAUCCUGGUUGCCAUGCUGAAAUCCUGUCACAGGACAGUGGCAUAAGGGGCUGUUGGUUUAGAUGCUCAAUCUUAAAGAGGCAUAGAGAUAAGAUCAAGGUGCGAUACCAAGAUCUUCAGAAUGCUGAUGAUACAGGAAAUCUGGAGGAGUGGGUUUUGCUGACAAGGAUCGCUAAUCCUGAUCAGUUGGGUAUUCGCAUCUCUGGAAGACCAAUGGUUCGGCCACGCCAUGUGAUGCAAGAUAGCAAGGACCCAUGCUCCAUUGAUAUUGGUGCCCUUGUUGACGCAUGGUGGAAUAGUGGCUGGUGGGAGGGUAUUGUAUUGCAGUGUGGAAAUGAUGGACGUCUUCAAGUUUAUUUUCCAGGAGAAAAGCGGGUAGCCUAUUUUGGUAUAUGUGAUUUGAGGCAAUCACUUGAGUGGGUCGGUGACAGAUGGAUUCCUUUGAAGGAACGAAAAGACAUCAUGAGCCACUUGCCUCCUACUCCAGAAUGUGAAGAUGGAGCCUUUAGCAAACUAGUCAGCCAAAAGGAUAGUCCUUCUACAGUACCAGAAUCUGGCGAGAGGUGCGAUGAGAAAUCUUUGGGCAACAAGAUCUCUCGGGGUCAGAAGCGUGUUCUGGCUGAUCUCACGAAUGAUCUGAAGCUUGAUAACCUGAAGUGGAUGGCAAGAAAGCGGAGCAGAAGAUGCAGCUCGAAAAGGCAGUCAGGCACUAGCAGCGGUAGCAGCAGCCAGGGAGACAUGGAGGAGUCUAGUCCCUGUGGAAUUAAUUCAGUGCCUGAUGAAGAAGUUUGCAAGAGCAAUGGAGAGCCAAUUUUCAUCGGUUUGCCAGUUUCCAGCUUGGUGAUUUCCAGGAGGAUGAUAGAGCACUAGCUGACUGACUUCCUCUUCCAGAUUUCAACAGCCUCGGCGAGAUGUGAGUUUUGCUGCAUCCCCGUGUUAUUUUGUCCUGGGAUCUGGAUCAUAGAAAUUUUGAAAGCUCAUCCGCGCUGACAUGUCUCUUUGGUGUCAUCAUGGCAAGUAUACAGUUGUAUCUACAACUAAUUUAUAGAGUUUUGGUUUUCCUUUUGUAGCCAGUCCUGGUAGGAUACAGUAGGAGUUCAUUUUGUAGGGGGGAAAUAUGUCUCGAGUUGUAAUUCCAGUUUGGCAGUUUCCAAAGUCCUUUUUGUUGGCAUUGCAGUGAUCUAAAUUUAUUCAUAAUUGUUAUAGAAGCUGGGCUUAUCAAACAA
This is a messenger RNA of Lolium rigidum, 2143 nucleotides long. RefSeq lists its product as uncharacterized. The record is from RefSeq and is a predicted model, not a curated record. Gene Ontology annotation, molecular function: chromatin binding. NCBI's taxonomy places the organism in Eukaryota, Viridiplantae, Streptophyta, Magnoliopsida, Poales, Poaceae.